Abrus precatorius (Indian licorice) is the source of this 1018-nucleotide messenger RNA. Its product is annotated as dihydroneopterin aldolase 2-like. The transcript is spliced from 3 exons. NCBI's taxonomy places the organism in Eukaryota, Viridiplantae, Streptophyta, Magnoliopsida, Fabales, Fabaceae. Bases 468 to 866 code for a protein of 132 amino acids. Gene Ontology annotation, cellular component: cytoplasm. The record is from RefSeq and is a predicted model, not a curated record. Gene Ontology annotation, molecular function: dihydroneopterin aldolase activity. Gene Ontology annotation, biological process: folic acid-containing compound metabolic process.
AAUUGUUACCUAAACACCACAUGCUCUCAUACUUACGGUCUUUCGUCUCUACUCCCCGUUCCUAAACACUCCUAAACAGUGUCUUAUUAGGAUAUUUCAUCUCUCACACUUAGUUAAGGAACCUAGCAGUCUUUUCUUUCUUCUCCCUCUUUGAUUUUCGUUCCUAAAGUAAGUAUAUGCUUUUCAAUCUUCCUUUUCAGAAAGGGAAAGACAGGGAUAUUAGCGAGAACGAUCCGGCUUGAAAAGAUGAAUAAGUGCGGUCAAGAAUGGCGGUGUGUUUGGUGGGGGGGCUAAAAGGUCGUUAGAUUCAGAUUCGUUCAAGUUCUCGCUUUUAAAGUUUGCGCCAAAGCUUGCUGCCAUUCGAAUCUACCAACCUCAACUAUUGCCGGAGAAUGAGUCGUCUGUUGCCGUUCUCAUGAUGCAUAACUCGCCCAACGGAAAAUAUCUCUUAAUUUGGAUUGUGAAAAAUGCAAUCCGAUGCAUUGCUAUUGAGGGACAAACUCAUACUGAGGGGAUUGAUAUUCCAUGGUUUUCAUGGAGCAAAGCCUGAAGAAAGGAAGCUGGGCCAGAAAUUCUUGGUAGAUAUGGAUGCUUGGAUGGAUCUCCGCGCAGCUGGCAAAUCUGAUCGCUUAUCAGACACAGUUAGUUACACAGAAAUAUAUCGUAUAGCUAAGGAAACUAUUGAAGGGACACCUCACAACCUUCUAGAAUCGGUGGCCCAAAAAAUUGCAUUCACUGCUCUGAGAAAUCAUCAAGAGCUAUCUGCUAUUCGUGUGAAGGUUGGAAAGCCUCAUGUGGCAGUUCAUGGCCCAGUUGAUUACUUGGGCGUUGAGAUUCUUAGACGCAGAAGCGAUUUGACGGACUAGAACUUGCAUAUUUACUGCUGCAGAAUUUAUAUUUCUUCAAGUUCCAUUGAACACAAAAGUAAUUACUCUUCACUCAGUACAACAUACGUCUCUUGUCUCUCUCUUUUAUGAGCCUUACUAAUAAAAAUUAAUGAUGAAUGUCUAGACAUCCC